ACAGCACAUUAACUUUACCUCUGGAUGCUGCUUUGAGCACCUUUAAUGAAGACAGUCGCAUCUCUCCAAACUUCACAAGACCCGUGACUGUCCAACAGACACCUUCAGCAGAACAAAGCUGUUUUAAAAGUAACUUUUCCAAGUAUAAAGCCAAAGCAUGAAGCUCCAGUGCAUUUCUCUUCUCAUUUGUGGUUUACUCAUUGGCGAGUGCUGCGGGUCUCGUCUGGACCGCUGGGUCCGAACUGGACUCCAGUACCUGAAGCUCAACCUGUGCCGGAGGGUCUCUCUGCCGGAGAGCGAGUGCAAGAAGCUGUCCCACCUGCACCUGAGCGGGGUGGUCGUGUACGUGUCCGAGUCCGGCUCAGGGAAAGUGCUGACGAUCCUGCCGGACUCAUACUCGAGCGGCGCGCUGCAGUCCAAACAGAGCGGCUUCACCGUGGACGCGAGCGCGGAUGAUGACAGCAGGACGAAUGAAGAGCUGUACCCGGGCGCGAGCACGCACGACGCCGUGCUGCUGCUGGACCCCAGUCCCGGCGAGAGUUUCGGACACCCGGUGGUUCUGUUCUAUGUAGACUUCAACAUAACCAAGAAGAAAUGUGCUCAUAUGGACGGCAUUUAUCUGGGAGAGGAGUGCUUGACGAUGGCUGUGAAGACACAGUGCCAGAACCAGCUGAAGCGGAGGAGGAGUCGCAGCGACCGUAUGGCGAGCCAGGCGAGGGUCCUGAGGAGUACGACGGGCAGAACCAGCCGAGUGGAGCAAAGCAGCGGCCUCUGUGAGAUUCACUUUCUCCCCCUGGUUGUGGGAGUGAAAGACAGCAACCGAACCCAGCGCCUACGCUGUGUAGAUCACCCAGACUUUGCCAGAUGCCCGCAGCCUUUGCCACUGACCAGCCCCAGCACGCCCAUCUCCAGCUGUGAACUCAAUAAAAACACCCGCCGGUGCCAUCAGCAACGCCUGGCCACACACCUGUCCUGCCGCCUUUACCAGACCUGUGAUCAUGCUGUUCUCCUGUCAGGUGGCUGGCAGGAGCAGAUAACAUACCAACAACAUGCGAAGAACCUGCAGCUCCUCUACCAGAUGCUAAGGAAUAACGGCUUCCAUAAGGACCACAUAAAGACAUUCUUUGCUGGGAAUGGACAGGUAGCAGCUAAAGAGACAGAGGGGAUGUAUCCAGCCACAGAGAAAGAGGUGAUCAGAAAUCACCUUUCCUACAUCUGCCGAAAGCAGCACUGUGUGGAUUCUCUUGUUCUGUACCUGAACAGCCCCACGCGCAAUGACGGCACCAUGCUGCUCUGGGACCGCAAUAACAACGGCAUUGCAGAUCUGAAGGAGCGUUACUCUGUGGGUGAACUGUUGGCGGAUCUGGCCGGGUGCAGGGCCAGCCGGGUGCUGCUCUUUGUGGAGCAGAGUUACAGUGCAGUCCUCAGCAAGAGACUGAUGGGAUCGCUCAAACACGUCAAUGUCGUGCUGCUGAACGGCUUGCCCUGGGGGCACACAGCUGAGUUCUGGGCCUCUCUGCACCCUUCCGAGUGCCUCAUAGACCACCUCAGUAAGAGUUCUGGGACGCCCCGACUGGCUGAUGCUGCUCUGGGAUUGCUGAACGUGACUCUGGCUGGUGCUCCGUGUAACUCCACCCCUCCUCUCACCGAAGCCGAAAUGAGGAAGGAGUACAUGGGCUGCCAGAACCUCCCCACAGCUCUGUGGUACCAAAAAGGCCCAAGAAUGACAAUAGCAGGAAUUGAGUGAACUGACAGUUUCCAGGACUUUUAGGAGGACUAGAACCAACUCUACUGUUCCAAACACAUAACUCGGACACUUCAG
Messenger RNA from Carassius carassius (crucian carp), 1822 nucleotides. RefSeq lists its product as uncharacterized. The coding region runs from base 158 to 1747 and encodes 529 amino acids. NCBI's taxonomy places the organism in Eukaryota, Metazoa, Chordata, Actinopteri, Cypriniformes, Cyprinidae. The transcript is spliced from 7 exons. The record is from RefSeq and is a predicted model, not a curated record.